ACGUUACUUUCUGCACAAUCAGCAAAUUUUAUGAAGGAUCUGAUCGCCAUGUCGGUUACGAUGGUUACACCAUUUGCCAGUAUCCCAUCCUAUUGUCAUCGUCAUCGUCAUCAUCACUGCCCUCAUAUGGAUCAUAACUGCCCUUAUAUAGACAACGAUAACAACGACAGCUCUUCUAACAUCUCAUUAUCGUCUAUGACCUUUCGUAAGCAUUCGGUGACGACAAUCAGACGGAUGAUGUCAGAACCGGAUCGUCCAUCAUCGCAUCAGUGUUGCCACCCCGACCACAGGUCGUGCCCCGAUAUACAAGAAGGAGAAUCGACGCUGGUGGCUCCACCUACCGGAAGUUGUCAACUAUGUAGCGGCAGUGGCAAGCGGCCGUCGCCAGAGUACAGACAUGGAUCGGACACGUCCAGGACCCCCUCGUACUGUGCGGAAAGCGAAGAAAUUGCAUCAAUUGCUGCCGAUUCUCUAAGGGCUAAUGGUGUUAUCUGCCCAUUUAAACAGCUGCAGAAACCAGUUAUGAACAGCGAAAACACUAGCAUAGUUAUGGCAAGUAACACGGAAUAUAAUCCCGUCAACGACGAAAAGUCGAACCGUUUUCAGAAACCGGGUGUCGGUUACCGUUUAGGGAAAAGGAAAAACCUUUUCGAAAAGAGGAAGCGCAUAAGUGACUAUGCUCUAGUAUUAGCAUUAUUGGGUAUAAUAUUAAUGGUGAUAGAGAACGAGCUAUCAGCAGCUAACCGCCAGUUUAAGGAAACUAUAUAUUCCUAUUCUAUCAAAACUAUGAUUACUGUAUCAACUUUGGUUCUGCUUUGCCUCAUCGGAGCUUAUCAUGCCUUGGAAGUUCAAGUACGGUUAUUUAUGAUCGACAACUGUGCAGACGAUUGGAGGAUAGCAAUGACUCCACAAAGAAUGUCAACUAUUUUCCUAGAGAUAGUUAUUUGUGCCGUCCAUCCUAUUCCAGGAGAAUAUGUAUUCACUUGGACCAUAAAAGUGGUAAAUCACGGAAGAGAACCAAGAACCGAAGACGUGCCUAUAGAUGUAGUUCUCUCUCUUCCUAUGUUCCUUCGCCUAUACUUAAUUUGUCGAGUGAUGCUUCUACACAGUAAGCUAUUUACAGAUGCAUCGUCAAGAACAAUGGGAGCAUUGAAUAGGAUUAAUUUUAAUACAAGAUUUGUAUUGAAAACUUUAAUGACAAUAUGCCCAGGAACUGUUUUGUUAGUAUUUAUGGUUUCUCUCUGGAUAAUCUCCAGUUGGACAAUGCGAUUAUGUGAAAGGUAUCACGAUGCUGAACAUGCCAAUCUGUUGAACACCAUGUGGUUGACUGCUAUCACUUUUUUAUCAGUUGGUUAUGGUGAUAUAGUACCAAACACGCAUUGCGGUAGAGGAAUUGCUGUUUGUACCGGUUUAAUGGGAGCCGGUUGUACCGCUUUGGUCGUCGCGGUAAUAGCACGGAAAUUAGAACUAACUCGAGCAGAAAAACAUGUUCAUAAUUUCAUGAUGGAUACUCAGCUUACUAAACGGUUAAAAAAUUCGGCAGCAAAUGUAUUGAGAGAAACUUGGUUUAUAUAUAAAUAUACUAAACUAGUUAAGAGACCAAAUCCAGGGAAAUUAAGAGCUCAUCAGAGAAAAUUUCUUUUGGCAAUUUACAGUUUAAGAAAAGUUAAAAUGGAUCAAAGAAAAUUAAUGGAAAAUGCAAAUACCAUCACCGAUAUGGCAAAAAUGCAGACUACAAUGUACGAACUUAUAAUAGACAUGAACCAGAGACAAGAAGCUAUGACAGAUCGAAUAACUUGUUUAGAAGAUAGAUUAAGUUGCAUUCAAGAGCAGUUGAGUGCUUUGCCCGGGGUUAUAUCUAACCAAUUAGGAAACCCAGUAACAACGACAACUACUACUACUACACCGCCGGCGACAACUACACAAGCGACAAAUACUCAGACUCCAGCACCUCGUUUCUGUUCGGCACAUCAGAGGCACUUAAAUCCCGAUGACGUCUCCGUAUCACUUUAUCCUAGGCCAAAUUGGCAACUUGGACAGUUUCCUAUGAGAAGAAGAAGAGCCUCUUACUAUCCGUUUGUCGGCAGUAGAACGCAAUCUAGUGAAAAUUAAAUUAUUUUUAAACAGGACACACAAAUAUUAAUUUCAAUAUAUAAAAAUAAACGUAUACAUAUAUAUAUAUAAAUAACAACGAAAUUUUAUUUAAUAAUUAAUUCCUAAUUACACGUGGCCUUGAUGUGUAAAAAACAAGGGGCAAGAUUUAAGGAAGAAUAAAGGGGUAAAGUCACUUUUGUUGACUUAACAUUUCCUAUUUUUCUGCAAGAAAAAGUUUGCUUUUAUAUUUUUAAUUUAAAUUAUUUAUAUUAUCGAAAAUUAUAUAAAUUUAUAAUAAAUAAAUAAGGAAAUGUUUUAACGUACGAUUGGCUCCUGAUAUAAAUUCGUGCGAUGUAAUUGGACAAGUUUAAAUUAGACGUUUUGAAAGGGCCAAUUAACAACGCUCUUUUACUGAUGCAAAAGUAUCAAAAAAAGAAAAGCCCAUUUGUACUCUGUACAAACGAAACGCAUACACAUCUUUUAAACAUAGUUCAAAGAAUCUCUACACAUUUUAAGGAUUCACUUCAACGGUCCCUACAUCGUGAAAAUAAGACGUGUAAAGUAUAAUUUAAAAUAGUUAAGUAUAUGUAGCAAACAGAUAGGAUACUCAUAGUUUCAUGCAAUGACAAGCUUCCAUAGUCUUGUGAUUGAAAGGACCGUCCAUAUAUAGAAUUUCACCUGGUUAACCUAUACAUAAGAAAAAAAAUUAUAAAUUUCCAUAAAACCCCAUUAUUUUUGGUUUACCUUGUGUGGAAAGUAGAUAGAGACAACAUUAAAGUAAUUUAUCUUUCUCAUAAUGAUAAUCAAUGGGAAAGAAGAGCAAAACAAAACUAUAUGCAAAAACUAUAUUUAUAUUUAUAAUAUUUUUUGCAAACAAUUCUGUAAUUGUGGAUUAUUUUUUAAACUUUUCAUUAAAAAAAAAGUACACGUCUGUACAUGGUUUGAAUCGUUGUUUCUCCGAUGGUUUUCGUUGUAAUUCAGUCCAAAAAGUCAUUCCAAAUUAACGUUACUGUUACGUUCUUUCGGAAUAAAUUUUCCAAUAUAAGAUAGAUUUUCUGUUUAAAAAAAACCCAUUGUUUUUUUUGAAAAGUCAUCAGAGAAACAACAAAAAGUAAAUUUUAAGUUGUACAGAGUCGUGUACUUUUUAAUUCCGAUUGUUUCUGUAAAUAAAUCCUUCCGUGUAAAGUGUUUUUUUUUAGGAUUGAUAAUAUAUAUUUCUUAUAUAUUUAAUGUUUACUAUUUUUUUCGAAAGAGAUGUCCUUCGUUUUCAGUCUACCUUCGAGUGAAUUUGUUUUAUAGCAACGAUAAAUCCCCAAGGAUUAGCAAGUUCUUGGGUUUGUAAAGUGCUUCAAGUUUUUUCUCGACACUGUAAAAAUACAAACAAGAAAAUCAAAAUGUAAUUAAAGAAAUGACAAUUUCGAAUAUUUUUCAUGUGAAUAAAAUUAAAAUAUA
Centruroides sculpturatus (bark scorpion) is the source of this 3546-nucleotide messenger RNA. Its product is annotated as small conductance calcium-activated potassium channel protein 1-like. Lineage: Eukaryota; Metazoa; Arthropoda; Arachnida; Scorpiones; Buthidae. Gene Ontology annotation, cellular component: neuronal cell body; plasma membrane; neuron projection. Bases 31 to 2112 code for a protein of 693 amino acids. Gene Ontology annotation, biological process: potassium ion transmembrane transport. The transcript is spliced from 10 exons. Gene Ontology annotation, molecular function: small conductance calcium-activated potassium channel activity; calmodulin binding. The record is from RefSeq and is a predicted model, not a curated record.